UGCAGUCAACCAGGAUUCAUCUCACGUGCGAGCUUCUAACCUUCCCAGACGCUGUUAUCUUGAGGAGAGGAAAUGUAACGGAGGCACAAAUGGACGUUCCUCAACCGGUCAAAAGUCUCCUCGAAGACACGGUUGUUGGGGCGCCGCUCUUGCCUCAGCUCUCCCAGCAAGAAAGUGUCCGUUCCAGGACUCCGCGUCAGCAAGUGAUGGGUGACGAGGAGCCAGGGACGUUCAAGAGACCCGCGGCACCUGCAAAGCCAUCGCAAGGGGUGUCAUACGCCGAGAAAGGCGUCGGAUCCACAGCUGUCGCUGCCUCGCGCAGAACGGCUCUCAGAAGGCUGUUCUACGCGGACCCGUGUGCCAGCGACCUCGACCCGUCUUUGACCUCCAGGCUGAACCUGGCGUUGAAGUUUAAAGACUGUCAAGAAGACAAGGAGAACUUCGAGUCUGCAUUCAAAGGCGAAGCAGACAAGACAGCUCAAGAGUCAGCCGCCUUCCUCGACGGGGACACAUGGCAGCACCAGAAGGAUCGCGUCCCGUUUCCACCGAGCCCAAUAAUGCCUCCGACGUUGAAGGCAGACAAACACGAGCAUGUCGCCACGGUUCUUGCAAGCUCCCAGCACCGGCGCUUGUAAUUUGUGGUGUUCUGUAAGCUGCAAACUGAAGAAACAAUAAUAAAAUGA
Ixodes scapularis (black-legged tick) is the source of this 683-nucleotide messenger RNA. RefSeq lists its product as uncharacterized. Bases 90 to 635 code for a protein of 181 amino acids. Lineage: Eukaryota; Metazoa; Arthropoda; Arachnida; Ixodida; Ixodidae. The record is from RefSeq and is a predicted model, not a curated record. The transcript is spliced from 2 exons.